ACGGAACUAUAAAGCAAUGCAAAUCAAUAGGUUUGAAAAUUUAAAUAUUGCUUAAGCAUAAGCCACUGGUCAUUACGGAAAAUGGAUCAUCCGAUGCCAAAGUUUCUGCCCCGCAUUGAGAACCCUGGUGGGGCACCGUACGUGGCCACCGGCGAUGGAAAUCCUUUCGAGACAGACGACGAUGAAGAGGAGAUGUUUAGAAAGUGCAAAAUGAAUCUUCGCACGCCCGAUGAUUGCACGGGCAAGCUAACGCACUUAAGUGUGUCCAAGAACUGGUUGGUUUGUCUGCUAGCCAGCCCAGAAAACAUAAUCAUGCUGCGAUACUUCUUGCUUCGCGCGGCUCUUCCACCAGGAAAAAUUGCACUGGAAAAAAUUGUAACCGCAUCCGGCUAUAAGAUUACCAAAAUAUUUCAUGAUCCAACUGGUCAUCAUUUAAUCAUUUCGAUUGUGCCCAAGCAGGUGGGUGUCUCAGCAGACUUCCUUUACGUGCACGCGAACGGCCCCAAGCCGCGCCGCAUUGAGAAAUUCAAGGAGCACGAAAUUACAGCCGUGGCAUUCAACACAUACGACGGCAACGAAUCAACGACCGGCCCCAUAUUGCUGGGCACUAGUCGAGGCAUCAUAUUCGAGACUGAACUUGGCCUGAAUAGUGAUACGCAACGGCGCCAACUGUACGAUUUGGGGCUGGGCUUGGCCAAAUAUCCCAUCACGGGCCUGGAGCUGCUUCGGGUGCCUAACAGCAGCCGAUACAUAGUGGUGGCCACCACUCCCGACUGCAUCUACACAUUCCAGGAGACACUGCGACCCGAUGAGCGUUCGCUGAAUGCCAUAUUUUCGGGUUACGUAACAAGCAUGAAGGAGCCGCACUGCGAGGAACGUAAAACAGAUAUAAAUUGUUCCCUGCUGCGCUUCUUUGCGCCACCAAACAGCAAGUACCCGAAGCAGUGGGCCUGGCUAUGCGGCGCAGGCAUUCGCGUGGGCGAGCUCUCUAUUGAUCCCAAAAGCUCUGCUACACUGCUGGGUGACACACUCAUUAGGCUAGACUUUGACCAGCUGCUACAUUUGUCGUUGGACGAGCGUCGCCUAUGCGUGCCCAAGGCCUUUGUACUCACAGAGUAUCAUGCACUGCUCCUCUACGCGGAUCACAUCUCUGCCAUUUGCCUGCUUAACCAAGAGGUUGUCUAUAAUGAGACGUUUGAUGAGCACCGCCUGGGCCGCCUCCUCAACAUGGAUCGUGACGCCUUCACGGGCGACAUUUACGUGUAUACAGAUCAGUAUGUGUUCAAGAUGCGAAUAACACACGAGGAGCGUAACAUAUGGCGCAUAUAUCUGGAGCGCGGCCAAUAUGAGCUGGCCACGGCGCAUGCAGCGGGAGUGCCCCAAAAUUUGCAACUAGUGCUCGCGCAGCGCGCGGAUGCUGCUUUCAAUGAAGGCAACUACGAGGCGGCCGCUAACUACUAUGCCGAAACAGAUAAGACCUUCGAACAGGUUUGCCUAAAGUUCAUGGAGCUGGAUGACAAGCGACCCAUUAUAAACUAUGUGAAGAAGCGUCUAAGUAGGCUGAUCACAAGCAUAGCAGCUGGAGCAGGUCAACCGAAUGCAGGUGCCGGAGGUAAAGAAGUAGCGCAGCCAGAGCUGGCAACCAAGGCGCUGGUCAUUUGGCUGAUCGAUCUCUAUCUCAUACAAAUCAACAUGCCCGAUCGUAAUGCCGCCUGGCGCAGUGCCUGGCAACAAGAAUAUGAUGAAUUCAUGCGUGAGCCGGCGGUCCUUGCCUGCACCCGUGAAAAUAGUACUGCAGUCCAGCAAUUAAUUUCCCAGCAUGCGGAUCCUCAUAACCUCGCCCAGUUCGCUAUCUCCAUUGGUGACUAUGACGAGGUCAUUGCCCAGCAAUUAAAUGCCGAACGCUAUGUGGAGGCACUACAAACGCUGGAGAAUCAACGUAAUCCCGCACUCUAUUAUAAGUACGCGCCCACGCUAAUGGAGCACCUGCCGGAACAGACGGUGAACGCUUUAAAGGCGGAAGGCCCUCGUCUGGAUGUGGAGAAGCUGGUGCCUACUCUCAUUGUAAUGGACACGCGGGAGCAGCGCAAACAUGUCACACGAUAUCUUGAGUUUGCCAUUUAUAACCUGAACACGUCCAACGAUGCCAUACACAAUUAUCUGCUGCAUCUCUACGCGGAGCACGAGCCCACUAAGCUGAUGAAAUAUUUGGAGAUUCAGGGUUUUGACGAGACGCAGGUGCGCUACGACGUACCCUAUGCGCUGAAGGUGUGCACGGAUCUGGAUCGUAAGGAGGCCUGCGUAUUCCUGCAAUGCUUGCUCUCUAUGUGGACAAUGGCCGUGGACUUGGCGCUUAAAUUCGACAUGAAACUGGCCAAGGAGACAGCCUCCAAGCCGGAUGAUCCCGAGACACGACGCAAUCUUUGGCUUCGUAUAGCUUACCAUGAAAUCAAGGGCACAAAUGACGUAAAGAAAGCGCUUAAUUUGCUACAGGAAUGCAAGCUGUUACGCAUAGAGGAUCUACUGCCAUUCUUCUCGGACUUCGAGAAAAUUGACAAUUUCAAGGAGGCUAUUUGCAACUCCCUCAAGGAAUACAAUCAACGCAUACAGGAGCUACAGCGCGAUAUGGCCGAGACCAAAGAGCAGUCGGAUCGCGUGUGCGCGGAUCUUCAACAGCUGCGGACACGCAGCAUUCGCAUGGAGGCGAAGGAUGUCUGCAGCAUUUGUGAGCUGAUGCUGCUGGUCAAGCCGUUCUUUGUCUUUAUUUGUGGCCACAAGUUUCACAGCGACUGUCUGGAGAAGCAAGUGGUGCCUAUGCUGACCAAAGAGCGCAGUCGACAGCUGACGAUGCUCAAACACCAAAUGGAAGCCCUGAUGACACAAACAGCGUCAAAUGCCAUGGCUGCGCCGGAAGAACAACGCAAGCGCUUAGAACUUAAGACUAAGAUUGAGGAAAUACUAGCUGCCGAUUGCCUCUAUUGCGGCCUAAUGAUCGAGACCAUUGAUCAGCCGCUCGUUGAUGAUUGGGACAAGGUUAAUGUGGAGUGGGACUAGCCAGUCCUCACUCAGUUCGCUUCGAAUUCUGCAAUAUAUGUACAUUUUCAUGUGCGUCCAUUUUGUAUUUGUUGGUGUAUAUAUUAAGUAAACAGUAUUUAUUGAUAAUUUUUUACAAAUCACAUUCAGAGAGCUAAAAUUGUGCACUGCUCCAGUUUCUGUGCAUGGCCUAUGAACUAAAUACAUACAACAUAUAUAAAUG
This is a messenger RNA of Scaptodrosophila lebanonensis, 3256 nucleotides long. RefSeq names its product vacuolar protein sorting-associated protein 18 homolog (gene dor). Gene Ontology annotation, biological process: intracellular protein transport; lysosome organization; organelle fusion. Gene Ontology annotation, cellular component: HOPS complex; endosome. Gene Ontology annotation, molecular function: protein-macromolecule adaptor activity. Bases 82 to 3054 code for a protein of 990 amino acids. The transcript has 5 exons. Lineage: Eukaryota; Metazoa; Arthropoda; Insecta; Diptera; Drosophilidae. The record is from RefSeq and is a predicted model, not a curated record.